Aspergillus uvarum CBS 121591 is the source of this 1305-nucleotide messenger RNA. RefSeq names its product branched-chain amino acid aminotransferase, cytosolic. Gene Ontology annotation, cellular component: mitochondrion. Gene Ontology annotation, biological process: L-leucine biosynthetic process; L-valine biosynthetic process. Gene Ontology annotation, molecular function: branched-chain-amino-acid:2-oxoglutarate transaminase activity. The transcript is spliced from 3 exons. Bases 1 to 1305 code for a protein of 434 amino acids. Lineage: Eukaryota; Fungi; Ascomycota; Eurotiomycetes; Eurotiales; Aspergillaceae. The record is from RefSeq and is a predicted model, not a curated record.
AUGCGAUCUUUCCAGGUUGCCCGUCGUCGGGCGUUACUACAAAGCUUCGUUGCCCCUGGCGCUUCUCAAAACUCCGCACUGAGUCAAGUAUGGAAGAGAUGCUUCAGCGCAACACCAACUGCUGCUUCCAGAUUAGCCGGCCUUGAUCCUUCCAAGCUUACAGUCACCAAGACGAGCACGCCCAAAGAGUUGACGGCUGCCAAGGACCUUGUCUUCGGAAAGACAUUCACUGAUCAUAUGCUUUCGAUUGAAUGGACAGCGGCUGAUGGCUGGCACACCCCCCAGAUCGUUCCGUACCAGAACCUGAGCCUCGAUCCCUCAGCCUGUGUGCUUCACUAUGCAUUCGAGUGCUUCGAAGGUAUGAAGGCAUACAAAGACAACAAAGGCCAGAUCCGACUGUUUCGCCCGAACAAGAAUAUGGCACGUUUGAACAAGUCGUCUUCCAGAAUUGCGUUGCCCACCUUCGACGGCGAGGCUCUGACCAAACUGAUCGGAGAAUUUGUGAAACUGGACAGCAGAUUCAUCCCCGAGUUAGUGCAAUUACAAUUCCUCAUCCAGCAGCAUUUAGUCAUGGCUAACCCCUGCUUUCCUAGUGCUCGAGGAUACUCGCUAUACCUGCGUCCCACGAUGAUCGGCACUCAAAAGACUCUUGGUGUCGGACCCCCAGGUUCCGCCCUUCUAUUCGUGAUCGCAAGCCCUGUUGGUCCUUACUACCCUACCGGCUUCAAGGCUAUCUCUCUUGAGGCCACCGACUAUGCAGUCCGCGCCUGGCCCGGUGGUGUGGGAGACAAGAAGCUAGGUGCGAAUUACGCUCCUUGUGUUCUGCCUCAACUCGAAGCUGCCUCUCGGGGCUUCCAGCAGAACCUUUGGCUCUUUGGAGAAGAGGAAUACAUCACUGAAGUUGGCACAAUGAAUCUUUUCGUCGCAAUGAAGAACAAAGAAACUGGUCAGAAGGAGCUGGUGACAGCACCAUUAGAUGGCACAAUUCUUGAAGGUGUCACUAGAGAUUCGGUGUUGGCUCUGGCAAGGGAAAGAUUGGUGCCGAAGGGAUGGGCCGUCGCAGAGCGCAAAGUCAGGAUGACCGAGCUUGCUGAAGCAGCCCAGGAGGGAAGGCUCAUUGAGGUCUUUGGAGCCGGAACCGCAGCUAUUGUGAGCCCUGUACGAAAGAUUAGCUACAAGGGUGAGCUUGUCGACUGCGGUCUGAAGGAAAACGAGGAGGCUGGGGAAAUCGCUUUGCAAAUGAAGAACUGGAUUGAGGGUAUUCAGUAUGGUGACGAGGAGCAUCCGUGGAGCUACGUCCUAUAG